Messenger RNA from Sphaeramia orbicularis (orbiculate cardinalfish), 1346 nucleotides. It is a transcript of the gene mcrip2, whose product is annotated as MAPK regulated corepressor interacting protein 2. Bases 558 to 989 code for a protein of 143 amino acids. Lineage: Eukaryota; Metazoa; Chordata; Actinopteri; Kurtiformes; Apogonidae. The record is from RefSeq and is a predicted model, not a curated record. The transcript is spliced from 5 exons.
CUCGCGAUAACUUGACCCAGUCCACGCGUGGUCGUAAUAUGCUCUAAUGUAAAUACUGAAGAGUGCUGUUGGUGUCCUUGUGUCGUGGGCAGUGCCAGUCAUUCCACGGAGCAUCGUCGGACAGUGGACAGCCAGAGCAGUCUGCGGCAGGGGGUGUCAGUGUCCCGGACGUCACACGGGUCCACGAGUAGUAUCCCACCUCCAUCCAGCAUGUGGAGCAGCCGCUGUUUUCUCCUUGGAUGACCUACACGCCACCUCUCUCCGGAGCAGCGGACGUCGCAGCUGAGUGCAGCCGGACACCUCGAGGGGGCAGCGGGGUACGGAUCGGAACCACAGCCGGGUCGGAGCGGGUCUAGUGCGGGUUCCUUCAGGCCGAGUUGGAGGCAGCUGACCGGGAGAAACGCUGCGUUUUUGUUUUUGUUUUUUCUCCCUGUCGUGGCUGCAGACAGAGGACGGGAAGUUGACGAAAAAUAGUGUCAGCACCUGGAAAACUUCUCCAUAGAAAAUACAGAAAUAACGACAAGGCGGGUCAGUUAUUUCCUUAAGGUUGCGUUCACAUGAUGUACACAAUCACCAGAGGUCCCAGCAAACUUGUUACACAACGGAGGACAGGUCCCACACAACAAAUUGAGAGCAAGUUCAGCGACUUGAAGCUAAAACCAACGUCUUGGCUCACGUCAAACUCUCCGCCUCCAAAGAUAGUCUUCAAUCGCCUGAACGGGAAACGCUACCACGGCGCUGCCACACAGAAGAGCAACAGCGCGGCAGAAGGAUUCACUCCUGCACAUGAGGAGAACGUCAGAUUUGUGUAUGAAGCGUGGCAGGAGGUGGAGCAGAAGUUGGGCAACGAUGGAGAAACGACAGGCAGCCAGGGGCCCAUCCAGUACAGUGAGAAGACCCCCAAUUCUGCAAUGAAGAAUUUUGUGCCCAUAGACCUGGAGGAGUGGUGGGCUCAGCGCUUCCUUGCCAACAUUGCCAACCUGUCGUGACCAUGUAAGGCUUGGUGUCAGAACAGGAAGCACUGCGCUGACGCUUCAUCGGUGAUGGCGUCACAAGAUGGAGAGGAGCCAUGUCCGUCUCCACGACGUGUGUUGCGAGGAAUUGUGCAUAAUUUGGAAUCUGAUUUGUGCUUCACGCAGCUGUAGAGAAUAAAGGAUGCACAACACAAACUGCCUCCAUGCAACAACCUGACUGAACUCUGACAGCGUUGACUUGAACCCAUUUUCUUUACUUGAGUGGCGUAUUGGAUUGAAGACCCUGCCUCCUUUCUCAGCUGUAUGUAUUUCUUGGCUGAUCUUUGGAUAUAAAUGUGUUGAAAAGCAAAAAAAGUAAAAUGUUUUUCAAGA